AUCAACAUUCCAGCUGAGCUAUACAACAGUUGAAUCAAAAUGUUCAAAAUCGUAGCUCUGGUUGCCUGUUUGGCCGUCAUCGUUGCCGCCAUCGAUGAUCACCACACCGAUCCUAAAUAUAAGUUUGAAUAUGGAGUCAAGGAUGGACACACCAAGGAUCACAAGAGCCAGUGGGAAUCUCGGGAUGGACAUGAAGUGAAGGGACAGUACACUCUGGAUGAGGCUGAUGGAACCCACCGUGUCGUUGAUUACACCUCGGACCACAAGGCUGGAUUCCAGGCUCAUGUUCAGCGUGAAGGACAUGGAAAGCAUCCACACGGAGAGAGCUACGCCAACAUCGAUCAGAAGCAUUAAAUUUCAAUUGC
Toxorhynchites rutilus septentrionalis is the source of this 365-nucleotide messenger RNA. Its product is annotated as cuticle protein 19-like. The record is from RefSeq and is a predicted model, not a curated record. Bases 40 to 354 code for a protein of 104 amino acids. The transcript has 2 exons. Gene Ontology annotation, cellular component: extracellular matrix. Lineage: Eukaryota; Metazoa; Arthropoda; Insecta; Diptera; Culicidae.